Messenger RNA from Glarea lozoyensis ATCC 20868, 852 nucleotides. RefSeq lists its product as uncharacterized. Bases 1 to 852 code for a protein of 283 amino acids. The transcript has a single exon. The record is from RefSeq and is a predicted model, not a curated record. NCBI's taxonomy places the organism in Eukaryota, Fungi, Ascomycota, Leotiomycetes, Helotiales, Helotiaceae.
AUGUCACGCCAAAUCCAACGAGUAGCUCGCUGUCGAAACUGUCAGCAGGUCUGUCCACAAGGAUAUGGUGACAGAGAAAAUGUGCUGGUCUGCGGUCACUGUCGCAACAUCAAUAAAUCGGAGAUUACCCUCAGACGUCAGACCCAAGACGCUCUGCUGGCACGUUCGUGUGCGGCAUACAAAUCUCCAGUGGGAUUCCACCAUAUGACAGAAGGAGGAGAUCACGUACACUCUUACUUCGAAUGGGUGGCGAGUCAGGGUGAACCAAUCUUACCUCACCUUGAUCCUGACCAUCAAGACCCAGAUUAUGAAGCUGCCACUGAGCGCAACAUCCAAGGUUAUGUCAGCUAUCUCAAUGGCUACGAAAACAACACCAAAAACAUUGUGGCCUUUAUGAAUCUUGUACGCAGGAUCACGGAUUCCGAUAUGGCCAACUUCGAUUUCAGACUGGUGACACCAUCAUUCAGAUCAAGCUUCAUCAUGUAUGCCUCGCAAAGUCAGAUCGUAUCAAAUCCAAAUAUCUUCUACCGUCGCGCGGGCUAUCUUCGAUUUGUGAACCGAUGGAUGGAAUCUCUUCCAGACGCCGACACGCGGUUGACGUUUUGGAAUGCUCGGCUUGAUCUUGCGAUCAACAAUCAAGCAGAAUUGGUCAACAGAUCUUCUUAUGGGGUACCGCGCAAAGAUCAUGCCGUCAAUGAUCUAGGACAGUGGGUUCCUGUUCCAAUUAAUUUAUGGAGAAGAACACUCAAACUUGUGCGUCAAGACCAACAGGAAGAGGCACAUUUUGUGCAGUGCUUAGCAAACGAAGGAAACGAGGGGAAUGAGGAAGCUCCGCCCCCAUACGAAAAUUAG